Sturnus vulgaris (Common starling) is the source of this 2686-nucleotide messenger RNA. Lineage: Eukaryota; Metazoa; Chordata; Aves; Passeriformes; Sturnidae. The record is from RefSeq and is a predicted model, not a curated record.
AUGGAAGGGGGGCGUGGGGAGCCCCUCGGAGCUCCGGGCAGCGCCAGGAUCAUGGAACCAAUCCCGCUGGGAACUGUGCUGAGGCACCCGGAACGGCGGGACGAGGAUGGCGAUGGCCGACGCGGCGUCACGGAGGGCGAACGGAGCUCGGUGCCUCUGGGGCUGGGGGGUGAUGACAUCGUUGACCCGAUGCCACCCCCAGAACGUUCUGGAACUGAGCCGGGCACUGGGAUUGGACGCAUGGACCACGCCGUGAGUCCAGAGGAGGCCGUGGACAGAGUGCAGGAGGAGGAGGAGGAGGAGGAAGAGGAGGCGUCGGCGGCGCUUCCCGACGUUUCUCACAGCAUCAGCAGCCGCAUUUCGGAAACCUUGGCCGGCAUCUACGACGACAACAGCCUGAGCCAAGACUUCGAGAAAGAUCCCGAGCCGGGACCCCCAAAAACUCCCCCCAACCCACCCGGGGCCGACUCCACGCUGCCAGAGGAGGAGGAAGAGGAGGAGGAGGAAGAGGACGCGACGGAGCCGCGGCGCCGCGUCUUCGUGGUGGAUCUCGGGGGAAAAAACCGCUCCGAGAGCGAAGCCCACGCCAAAUUCGACGGCAAAGUCUCCCUGGAGGUGGUGACGGCCGGAAACGCCAAAGCUCCCCAAAUUCCCGGAGCUUCCACCCAAAGCCGAGGCGGAGGAGCCGCCGGCUCCGCGAAAACCUCUCGGCACCGCGGGCGCCGCGAGUGGGGAGCCCCGGGAGACUCGGAGAUCGAGGAAGGCGAGAUCGUCCCGCAGGACGACGAGAGGUUCAGCCCCGUGAGGAUUUUCCGCGGAUCCGGCGGAACCGGAGGCACCGCCCGGAGCCGCGUUCCCGAACCGAGACCUCCUCGCCUCCCCCCCGAUGGAGGCGGCGGCGGCGGCGGCGACGAUUUUUUAUCCCUGCACGCCGAUUCGGAUGAAGAAGGAGAUUUCGGCGCCGAAUCCCAACCGGAUCCGCGUUGGAAAAGCGGCACCGACAGCGGCGGAGGUUCGGAUUUACGGCGGAAAAUCCUCACGCAGCGGCGGCUCCGCGCUCCCCCUUCACCCUCCAAGAAAAAAUCCAAACGUUCCCGCGAACGCGGCGCCGGUUCCGGUUCCGUUUCCAACGCGGCCGCCUGGAAGAAGCCGCCGGAACCGUCGGGCAAAGCCAAGGAGCGGCACCGGCGCCGCGGUUCCCGUUCGCGGUCGCGCCGGCGUUCGUGGUCUCGGCGUUCGCGUUCUCGGGAGAAACGGCGGCGUCGGCGACGCUCGGGCAGCUCCCGGCACAAAGAGAAACACCGCGGCGAGAAAAAGAAGAAAAAACAACGCUCGAGGUCGAGGGAGAGGAGGGGAUCGAGGCGCGACGGGGACGGCAAAGCGGAGAAAAGCGAAGCGGCGGCGAUGAAGAGGAGGGAGCUGCGCUCCGUGGUGCCGCCCUCGGUGCAGGAACUCAACGAUUCCGAUCUUUUCGCCAUCAAGAGGACGAUCACGGUGAACCGCAGGGCCACGCCCGAGCCCAAACGCGAGGUCCUUUACGAUUCCGAGGGGUUGAGCUUCGAGGGUUUUUCGGAUCGCGAGAUGCCGGCGGCGAGGAAAAACGAAACCAGGACGGCGGCGACCACGACGGAAAGGCCGGCGGGCAGGGAGAAAUACAAGAAAAAAUUCAAAGAGUACCCCGAGCAAACGGCGAGCGACGGCGGGAAAAGCAAGGAGAAACAACGGGAAAAAAGCGCCCGGAAAGGGAAAAGCGGCGGAGGAGGAGGAGGAGGGCACAAGGAAGGGGCGGAAACGGCAAAAACGGCGACGGGGGCGAGGAAAGUGAAGCUGCAAUCCAAGGUGUCCGUGCUGAUCCGCGAGGGCGUGAGCUCCACCACGGCUCCCAGUAAAGAAACUGGGAGCGGCGCUGGGAGCGGCAUCGGGGUGAAAUUCGCCCGCGACGCCGAGAGCCGCGCGGCUUUUUUGAAAAGCGACGAGAAAAGCGAGAAAAGCUCCCAAAAAAACGAGGCGGGCUCGGCGGGAGCCGGGCGGGACGGAGGAGGCAAAACGCGCAAAGUGAAGGCGACGAAAAGCAAAGGGGGAGUGAAAAAAGUCAAGGUGAAAGGCAAAGGCGAGGCUCGAAAAAAGAGGAAGACCAAGGUGAAGAGCGCCUUGAAAAAAUCCAAAGCCGACAGCUGCAGCCAAGGCGCCGGGACCCCUCCCCAGCUCCGCCUGCCCCCCAAAACCGAACCGGCGUGGUCGGGUUCGGAAAAAUCCACGGGCGGCACCCCGAAAGCAACCGGAACCCCCGUGGCCACCCCGAAAACGCCCUCGGUAGCCACGCCGGCUCCCGCGGUAGCCCCCGCCGAGCGUGAGCUGACCCCGGACUCGCAGACCGUGGACAGCAGCUGCAAGACCCCCGACGUGUCGUUUUUAAGCGAGGAGGGGUCCGGGGGAGCCCCCCAAAGCGUCGGGGGGGACGGGACGGGACUCGGCGAGCACCCCCUGACCCACAGCGGGGGCGAGGCUCAGGUCGACAGUCGGGGAGAGGUCAAGGAAGAGGCGUCGAGACCCCCGGGACCACCGCCCCCACCGCCGCCGGGACCCCCGGGACCCCUCCCCGGCACGGCCACGGCCCCGCCCGUGGUGGCCCCGGGCUGGAGCCUGCAGGGGGGGGUGGAUUGUGCCACCAGCGGGGUGCUGGCAC